AUGACGUACGUGCGAAAUUAUGGAACUCCGGAUUUAUUUAUUACGGUCACAUGCAAUCCGAAGUGGACGGAAAUUGAACGCGAGUUGGAACCGGGUCAAAAACCGCAAGAUCGCCAUGACAUAAUCGCCAGAGUAUUUCAGCAAAAACUCAAGGUUAUGAUGGAUGUGCUUACUAAGUAUCGAGUUUUUGGUGACACACGUUGUUAUAUGUACUCGGUGGAAUGGCAGAAGCGUGGACUACCGCAUGCUCAUAUCCUAAUUUGGUUGCUGAACAAAUUACAUUCAAAUGAAGUGGAUGACAUCAUAUCAGCUGAAAUUCCUGAUCCAGUCACUGAUCCCCGUCUACACGACAUUGUGACGACACAGAUGGUGCAUGGACCGUGCGGUGCAUUAAAUCCAUUAUCGCCUUGCAUGGCUGAUGGAAAGUGCACAAAACGAUAUCCGCGACCGUUAGUUGCUGAAACAGUCACAGGGAACGAUGGAUAUCCAGUUUAUCGUCGGCGUUCAAAAGAAGAUAACGGUCGAACUAUCAAAGUUAAAGUUCAAAAUCAAGAGAUUGAGAUCGGAAAUGAAUUCAUUGUACCAUAUUGCCCGCUGCUAUCACGAAUUUUCGAAACACAUGCAAACGUUGAGAGUUGUCAUUCGGCCAAAUCAAUCAAUAUUUGUGCAAGUACGUCACAAAAGGCAGCGACAUGGCUGUGUUUGGUAUUGCGUCGGACAAUGUGA
This is a messenger RNA of Aphis gossypii (cotton aphid), 726 nucleotides long. RefSeq lists its product as uncharacterized. Bases 1 to 726 code for a protein of 241 amino acids. The transcript has a single exon. Lineage: Eukaryota; Metazoa; Arthropoda; Insecta; Hemiptera; Aphididae. The record is from RefSeq and is a predicted model, not a curated record.